AUCUAACUUGAUACGUACUAUUGAUCGCAAUUCCGGGAGCUUUCAUGGCGCAUGCUUGAAGUAUCUCCCUGAAAAUUUGCGAUUGCGGCACUGCGUGGUCAUCAUUACCAGUUUGCCGGUAUCAUCUGCUUUAGUUUGAAAAUACAGCUCAUUUUUCUCUAACGGUUGAUAUUGCGUAUCAAGAAUGGGUAAGGAAAAGACUCAUAUUAACAUCGUCGUCAUCGGCCACGUAGACUCUGGCAAGUCUACAACAACUGGCCACUUGAUCUACAAAUGCGGGGGCAUCGACAAGAGAACCAUCGAAAAGUUCGAGAAGGAAGCACAGGAGAUGGGAAAAGGCUCAUUCAAGUAUGCUUGGGUAUUGGACAAGCUGAAGGCUGAGCGCGAGCGCGGUAUCACCAUCGAUAUUGCUCUGUGGAAGUUCGAGACGGCGAAGUACUACGUGACCAUCAUUGACGCGCCCGGCCACAGGGACUUCAUCAAGAACAUGAUCACCGGCACUUCUCAGGCUGACUGUGCCGUGCUGAUAGUAGCUGCAGGCACAGGGGAGUUUGAAGCUGGCAUCAGCAAGAAUGGCCAGACCAGGGAGCACGCUCUGCUGGCGUUCACUCUUGGCGUAAAGCAACUGAUCGUGGGCGUCAACAAGAUGGACUCCACCGAGCCGCCGUACCACGAGGCGCGCUAUGAGGAGAUCAAGAAGGAAGUAUCUUCCUACAUCAAGAAGAUUGGUUACAAUCCCGCGACCGUUGCCUUCGUGCCAAUAUCCGGGUGGCACGGAGACAAUAUGCUUGAGCCAUCUGACAAGAUGCCGUGGUUCAAGGGGUGGAGCAUCGAACGCAAGGAGGGCAAGGUUGAGGGCAAAUGCCUCAUUGAGGCUCUAGACGCGAUCCAACCCCCGUCUCGGCCAACGGAGAAGCCUCUGCGUCUGCCGUUGCAAGACGUCUACAAGAUCGGCGGUAUUGGCACGGUGCCAGUCGGACGAGUUGAGACUGGUAUACUCAAACCAGGUAUGGUGGUGGUGUUCGCGCCAGCAGCCAUCACUACUGAGGUGAAGUCUGUGGAGAUGCACCACGAGGCACUGCAAGAAGCCAUGCCCGGGGACAACGUGGGUUUCAAUGUGAAGAACGUGUCAGUGAAGGAGUUGCGUCGUGGCUACGUCGCCGGGGACUCCAAGAACAGUCCACCGAAGGGCGCUGCCGACUUCACGGCUCAGGUGAUCGUGCUGAACCACCCGGGGCAGAUCAGCAACGGUUACACCCCGGUACUGGAUUGCCACACCGCGCACAUUGCCUGCAAGUUUGCUGAGAUCAAGGAGAAGUGCGACCGUCGUACCGGUAAGACGACUGAAGUGGAGCCGAAGUCUAUAAAGUCGGGAGACGCGGCCAUUGUGACGCUGAUGCCGACCAAGGCGUUGUGCGUGGAAUCGUUCCAGGAGUUCCCGCCGCUCGGCCGCUUCGCUGUGCGCGACAUGCGCCAAACUGUGGCCGUCGGCGUCAUUAAGAGUGUGACCUUCAAGGAGGUGACUACUGGUAAAAUCACCAAGGCCGCCGAGAAGGCCCAGAAGAAAAAAUAACUAUCGGGCACCCUGAAACAUGGAGAGCAGUCGCUGAAUCUCUGCAAGGCUGCUCCGUCAUCCAUUCCUCAAUGUUCCCCCUCUGUAGUCCCUUGUAGCCCCCCUCAUAGCUAUCCAAUAUCGAUGUAUUGUCGUCGCCCCCCCUCGCUAGUCCCGCGUGUCCCCCCACGUAAUCAUCCAAUAUCGGUGUUGUAUCGUAGUAGUAAUGCUCGGAGCUUCUUUUCUCAUGUCUCCCUAGUACCCAACUCUUGCAUUUAUCAUAAUAAGAUACUCGUUCGUUUUAGUUCCACGUAUGUGCUAAGUUUAUUAAUUUUUAAUUAUUUUAGUCGUAAGUUAUUUUCCAAGUUUGAAUUUCCUUAUUUGAAAGCUCGUUAUAUCCUCAUUUUUCACCGGAAAGAGUUCAGGAGGAAAGGCAAUGUAGGAUCUAUUGAAUUUUUAAACCGUUUCACCUCGGACUUCGGACGCGCUCUGGCCGUACAGUGUUAACUGUACUGACAGAGCGAAGCUAAAUUAUUGUGUCGUGUACGGCAACUUUAAUGUUGAUUACAAAACGCUUCUAGCGUUUAAUUUUUCUAGAUUGUUCUCAUUAUUUUAUAAGUCCGAUACCAUUUCGGUGAUGAAAUUGUACUGAUCAUAUUUAAGGCCGUUUAUGGUAUUAUUUUCGUACGGUGCAUGAAACCUUGACUAGGUUAUUGUAAGGAUUUACCAUCAGAACGUAGUGAAGGGCGAUUGGUUCUAAACUAACUCCCUGUAGUUGAAUUUAAGGGUAUGAUAUUGAGCGUUAUGAACGUUUUUCUAUAAUUUUUACAAAAUUGUGAUUCUGUUCCUAGAGCGUGAAUAUUUUGAAUAUUUUCGAUAUUUUAUAAAUGAAAUACUCUCAAUUUUAUAACUUUGGGUUAUCUAUCUUAGAUAGGAACGUGUAAAGGUUUAAACAUUCAAUUUUGGCGAAGGAAAAUGAAAUUACUGAUAUUGAUGAUAACAAAACCAUUUGAAACUCUUUUAAACUAAAUGUAUCUUAAUAUUUUCAAUAAUUUUGUAUAGACCUUAACCCUGACAAAGCCAAUAAAGAAGCUACUGUGGUA
Messenger RNA from Leptidea sinapis, 2655 nucleotides. RefSeq names its product elongation factor 1-alpha 2. The coding region runs from base 185 to 1573 and encodes 462 amino acids. The transcript has 11 exons. Gene Ontology annotation, molecular function: translation elongation factor activity; GTP binding; GTPase activity. The record is from RefSeq and is a predicted model, not a curated record. Gene Ontology annotation, biological process: translational elongation; translation. NCBI's taxonomy places the organism in Eukaryota, Metazoa, Arthropoda, Insecta, Lepidoptera, Pieridae.